Molecule: messenger RNA, 832 nt
Organism: Brassica napus (rape)
Lineage: Eukaryota; Viridiplantae; Streptophyta; Magnoliopsida; Brassicales; Brassicaceae
Product: MLP-like protein 43
Exons: 2
Coding region: 71-550 (159 amino acids)
Biological process (GO): defense response
Source: RefSeq, a predicted model, not a curated record
GAAGGGAACACAUUCAUUCUCAAAACGCAAAAUCCUAAAGACACAUUUGCAAAUUAUCGAAAGAUCAAGAAUGGCAGAAGAAGCAUCAAGUUUGGUCGGGAUCAUUGAGACAACCGUAGAGGUAAAAUCUACGCCGGAGAAGUUGCAUGACAUGCUUGUCGGGAAAAAGCACCAUAUCCCCAGUGCAUCUCCAUCCUUAGUUCAUGGCUGUGAGCUGCAUGAAGGCGAGAUUGGCCAAGUUGGUUCUAUCGUAACCUGGAAUUACUUUCAUGAUGGGGAGGCAAGAGUAAUGAAAGAGAGGAUCGAGUCAAUAGACCCGGAGAACAAUCGGGCCACGUACAGGGUGUUAGAGGGUGAUUUAAUGAACGAGUACAAGAGUUUCGUGGUCACCUUUCAAGUGACUCCUAAGGAAGGAGAACCUGGAAGCGUUUUACAUUGGCACUUUGAGUACGAGAAAAUUAAUGAGGAGGUGGCUCACCCUGAGACUCUCCUCCAGUUUGCCGUCGAGGUCUCCAAAGAGAUCGAUGCACAUCUCAUGUCCGAAGAAUAGAAGAAUAAUUUUCUUCUUUCAAUUCUAUAUAUCCAUACUUCUAUUUGUGUGUUUGCCUUAAAGUCCAGUCUUUGAAUUUGCUAUAAAUAAGGACCCAGGAGCCGCCUUGUCCGAGUUUGUAAAGAGAUAUGUGUCAUGAGUGUUUGGAAGUUGUUAUUUUUGAGAAGCUAAGUGUAGCAGCAUCAGCUAUGAAGCUACUCAAAAUUGAUGUGUGAAAUGUUUGUUUAAUAAUGAAAUCAUAAGUGUUUGAUAAAUAAAUUAAGCAUUCUGCUUUGUGAUUUA